AUGAAGUUAUUAAGUGGUUCACCAUUAACAGAUAAAUCACAAACAAUUCUUGUGUCACUUGAAUGGACUGAACGGUUAGAUAAACGACCAACAGAUCGAACAAGUGAUGAUCUUGAUAUUAUAUUUUCGAAAUUAAAAGAUGUUAAAGCAUUUGAAAAAUUUCAUCCAUUACUUAUUCAACAACUUUGUUAUUAUAGUUAUUUUGAAAAUUUAGAAAAAGGUGUUACACGAGAUCUUGGUACUAAUUGGUUUGCUAUUCUUAGUGGAAAUGUUGAUGUUUGUGUUCCAUCUGAAAAUGGAAAAGGUCAUACACUUAUUUGUAGUCUUGGAGCAGGUGCUGCUUUUGGUGAAUCAAUUUUAUAUGAUACACCUCGUAAUGCUACUAUAAUAACAUCAUCAUCAGUUAUGCUUUUAAGAGUUGAACAAAAAGAUUUUAAAAUUUUAUGGGAGCGUAAUAAACAAUAUUUACAUGGAGUCAUAACUAGUCUUAGUCAAUUAACGAAUACAUUAGAUCCAAAACGACGUGCAUCGGAAUUUGAUCCAUCACUUAUACCACAAGUAGCAAAUACAAAAUUUCUAAAAGAUGAUCCAACUCGAAAUCCUGCACUACCAAUAGUACCUAAUACAUCGAUACGAAUUCAACAUGCAGCUUAUGUAUUACGAACAUGUAUACUUAGUAAAGCACCACAAAUGAUUCGUGAUCGUAAAUAUCAUUUAAAAAUACAUCGAAGUUGUUUAGUUGGUUCGGAAAUGGUCGAUUGGCUUAUUCAUCAAAGUCCCAUUGUUCAUUCACGUAGUCAAGCUGUAGAUAUGUGGCAAGCUUUACUUGAAGAAGGAGCUAUUGCACAUGUUUCACAAGAACAUUAUUUUAAAGAUAAAUAUUUAUUUUAUCGUUUUUCUGGAGAUGAAGAUGAAACAUUAAUAAGACCAGGCAAUGUUGAACAAAAUGAAUGUGAACAACAAUUAGCUGAUGUUAUUUUAACAUUAGCUCAAGUCGGACCGGAUGCUAUGCUUAGAAUGAUUUUGAGAAAACCACGUCAUGAACGAACAAUAGAUGAUUUAGAAAUAAUUUAUGAUGAAUUAUUACAUGUUAAAGCAUUAUCACAUUUAUCAUCUUUGGUUAAACGUGAAUUAUCAGGUGUACUUAUUUUUGAAGCACAUCCAUUUAAAGGCAAAGUUUUAUUUACACAAGGUGAUGAAGGAAAAUCUUGGUAUAUUAUAUUAAAAGGUUCAGUUCAAUGUAUUGUUUAUGGUAAAGGUAUUGUGGAAACAUUUCAUGAAGGUGAUGAUUUUGGAAAAUUAAGUUUAGUUAAUAAUUCACCAAGAAUAGCAACAAUUAUUCUAAAUGAAGAUAAUACACAUUUUCUUCGUGUUGAUAAAGAUGAUUUUAAUCGUAUACUUCGAGAUGUUGAAGCAAAUACAAUUAAAUUAAGAGAAUUUGGAAAAGAUGUACUUAUACUUGAAAAAGUUCCGAUUAAUGUUAAAACAGCUGAUUCGACGACAUAUCAAGUUUGUUACAAGUAUGUUUAUUAA
Molecule: messenger RNA, 1533 nt
Organism: Rotaria sp. Silwood2
Lineage: Eukaryota; Metazoa; Rotifera; Eurotatoria; Philodinida; Philodinidae
Source: the annotation of a GenBank genome assembly